This is a messenger RNA of Sesamum indicum (sesame), 2742 nucleotides long. RefSeq names its product RNA-binding KH domain-containing protein (gene HEN4). Lineage: Eukaryota; Viridiplantae; Streptophyta; Magnoliopsida; Lamiales; Pedaliaceae. Gene Ontology annotation, molecular function: RNA binding. The record is from RefSeq and is a predicted model, not a curated record.
GUACCUUUUUUCCCCCUUUUAUUAAGGAUCAGUAUGGUAUGCGCAUUUUGUUUGACUUGAAUCGUGAAAAAGAAACAGAAUCAAGAAAGAUGCAACCAAACGGGAAUGGUUUUGUCUCCUCGGAAGAGAAUAGAGAUGAUCAAUUACGGAUGAUGGAUUACUGAAAUAAAUUCAAGAUUAAUUUGGAAAAUAAAUAAGAAAUUGAAAGAAAAAAGAAGAAAAUUGGACCCUCUCCUUCUGCAACUCACGCCCAUACCCCUCAAAAUUCCGCUGCUUGUAUGAUUCACAUCUUUCUAAUCUCCUUCUACUCUCUCUUCAUCCUCUUCCUCCCCACUUGUAAUCUGUUGAAAACAAGAACCCAGUAACACACACAACACGCACUCCUCACUUUUAUAUAUGUAUGUAUGUAUAUAUAUAUGGAGUAUAGUACUGAACUCAAGUAGGAAAGAGUUAUGGAAAGUUCCCUUCUUUUUCCACCAGUGAAGCGUCCUAUCUACACCACUUCCACCACUAUGCACGAACCCAACACCAAUAAUACCACCCACCUUCCUACUUCCGCCGCCUCCCGCCGCUCUAAGCCCCCACAACCGCCGCUUUCUGUCCCUUCAGGCCAUAUAGCCUUCCGCCUGCUUUGUCAUGCGUCCCGCAUCGGUGGGCUCAUCGGAAGAUCCGGUUCCAUCAUCAAGCAACUUCAGCAACUCACCAACUGCAAAAUCCGGGUCGAAGACCCGACCGACUCCAGUGACCACAGGGUUAUCAGCGUUGUUGCCUCGCCAGCUAUUAUUCACAAGAUUAAAAUUUCUGCGGCUGCAGCGAAAGAAGAGGAAGAAGAGGCCAGUGAAGGUAUUGGUGAUUAUGGGAAUGAGGAGUGGUUUGAUGUGUCGGCGGCUCAGGCCGGGAUAGUGAGGGUGUUUGAGAGGGUGGUGGAGGUGACAGCUGAGGGGGAUGAUGUGGCCGCGAUUGAUGGAGUGGUUUCUUGCAGGCUGUUGGUGUGGAAGAAUCAGGGAGGGGCGGUUAUAGGGAAAGGUGGGAAGGUGGUCGAGAAAAUUAGGAAGGAUACGGGAUGCAGAAUUAAGGUUUUGACUGUCGAAGGCUCGUUGCCCACGGAUGAAAUCGUGGAGAUUGAAGGUAAUGUUCUGGCAGUUAAGAAAGCACUUGUUGCCGUCACUGGUCGCCUUCAAGAAUUUCCACCACUUGACAGAACAAGAACUUUUGGGACAAGACCACUUGAGACAGAGUCUGUACCUAUUCCAUCUGUGGAUCUUCCCCUGCAGCGGGCUCCAAUACUCCCACAGAUGCCUUCAAACUCUGCAAAUCAUGCCUCAGGAGUUGGUCCUUCAUCUUUAGAAUCUGAGAAAGCUUCCAAUAUGGACUAUAGAACACCACAACAAGAAAUAGUUUUUAAGAUACUCUGCCUCAAUGAACGAGUUGGUGGCAUUAUUGGCAAGGGAGGAUCCAUAGUCAAGGCUCUUCAAACUGAAACUGGUGCUUCUAUAAGCAUCGGGCCAACUGUAGCUGAGUGCGAUGAACGGUUGAUAACCAUUACUGCAAUGGAGGGUGUAGAUUCCCAAUACUCGCCUGCGCAAAAUGCUGCUGUUCUUGUGUUCAAUAGGUCUAUGGAGGCUGGUCUUGUGAACGGAAUGGAUUCAGAUGCAAAAGGAUCGCUUGUAUCAGCUCGAGUUGUGGUACCAUCAAACCAGGUUGGCUGUUUGUUGGGAAAAGGAGGUGCAAUAAUUUCAGAGAUGAGAAAGGUGACUGGUGCUGCACUAAGGAUAUUUGGGGGCAACCAAGUUCCGAAGUGUGCCUCAGAAAAUGAUGAAAUUCUACAGAUUACAGGAGAGUUUCUAAAUGUACAAGAUGCUCUAUAUAAGGUGACUGACAGAUUGCGAAGUAACAUGUUCUCCAUAAGAAUGUCAACUGGAAGUGGCAAUCGUAAUUUUUCGAGGACCGAGAAUAGUGCCUUUGGCAGAGUAAGGGAUCCACCUCCAUUUGGAUCACAGUUCUCUGUAGGGGGCUCAGAUAAUCUCAACGAUCUGAAGUCCUUGAGUGAGAGUAUGGAUCAUCUUGGUAUUUCCAAUAAUAUAGAUCAACCAUCAUCACCAAGUUCAUUGACACCAACUACAGUUUAUGGAGUAAACCAGCGAAAUGUUACAGAUAUUGGUGAAAGAUCACCUUCAGUUAUAAAUGGUGUGGAACUUGGCAGCAGUGGAAGCAGAUCAGCUGUUGUGACAAACACGACAGUUGAGAUUGUUGUCCCUGAUAAUGUGAUUGGCUCCAUUUACGGGGAGAAUGGUAGCAAUUUGUCUCGUCUGCGCCAGAUAUCUGGAGCCAAGGUCAUAGUGCAAGAACCUCGUCCUGGAACAACACAGAUAACUGUCGUUAUAUCUGGGACACCAGAUGAAACACAAGCUGCCCAGAGCCUGCUCCAAGCAUUCAUGCUAUCAUGAUGAUAUCAUGUGGCUCUCUUAAGGAUCUUUAUAUUUUUCCUUUCUUGGUAAUUUUCUCAAAGAGGGACAGCCAGGAAAGCGCGAUAAUUUUGAUUAGUAACUUAAUUGUGUGACAGGCUAUAUAUAUAUAUGUAAUCCAAAGUGAUGAUGACUGAUUAUUAUAGAUUAGGGUCCUGACCAUCUUUUUCUGGCCUGGUGUACAGUCAUAUUUAGUUUGAGAUGUUGAGCUGUUAACAACAGGACAUCGAGACAAACAACAUCAAAUUUCAUGACUUUGAUAUGUUCUCUUGUUAAA